AAAUAAACUAUAACUAUAAAUUCAGUAUCCUCUAUCUUUUAAAGAUUUAUCAUAUUGAUAACAAUGAGAAUAUUUACGAUGGAGAAACGCCCAUUAACUCUACUUGCGUAAUGAUGAUGAAUCCGAUAGUACAUAGUAUAUCAGAAAACAUGCCAGAGCAGUAGCAGUCGACCGUCAACUUUCAACAUGUAACGUCGUAUACAAUAACGCGAUAACCAAAAAAUAUUCAAGCAAGUUGCAAAAGAGUAUAAACAUUGACUUCGCUUUUCAUAAACUUGUAUUCCGAUUUAAUGGAAUAAUAGUGAUAAAUAUAUUAAUAUGAUAUACGUAAUUGCUUUGUCGGUGAUAGCGGGUGUUCUAGGUUUUUAUUAUUUUUUUUUAAAGAUUUAAAUUACUUUAAAAAAUAUGGCAUAUUUACAUAAGCCACCUAUUCCUAUAUUGGGAAAUAUGGGACCGUCAAUUUUCCGUCUUCAAUCGUUAGCCGAACUCGUCAAGGAUAUUUACAAUCUACAUUCUGAAGCAAAAUACGUCGGUAUGUUUGAUAUGACUAACCCACUUAUAAUGGUGCGCGAUCUCGAACUUAUUAAAUCCGUUACGUUGAAACACUUCGAUAUGUUCCCGGAUCAUCUCAGCGGUGAAACGCAAGAUCCGUUACUUGGCAAAAAUCUUUUUUCAAUUCGCGGAGAGAAGUGGCGACAAGUACGACCUUUAUUGAGUCCAGCCUUCACAUCUAGCAAAAUGAAAAGUAUGUUUAAGUUAAUGUUAGAAUGUGCUGACGAUUUUGGCACCUUCUUAGUGCAAUUGCCACCAGAACAGAGGAUGAUACAAGUAAAAGACAUCUUUACCAGAUAUACUAACGACGUAAUCGCUACUUGUGCUUUUGGCAUCACUGUUGAUUCCAUGAGGAAUCCAAAAAAUCAAUUCUACGUAUAUGGCAAAGAGGCGACCACAUUUGGCAGUAUUGCCUUAAUAAAAUUAUACUUAUUCAGAAGUUUGCCUACAUUGGCACGAUUAAUAAAUUUGAAAUUUAUCCGUCAGGAAAUAGCAGACUUCUUCCGAGAUCUUGUGGAAACCACCAUAAAAACUAGGGAUGAGAAUGGUAUUGUUCGACCUGAUAUGUUGCAGUUGAUGAUGGAAAACAGAGGUAAAGAGGGCAAGCUAGAAUUGAGUAUCGAAGAUAUGGUAUCGCAGGCGUUUAUCUUUUUCUUUGGUGGCUUCGACAGUACUUCAACGCUAAUGUGUUUUGCCGCUCACGAAAUCGCAGUGAAUCCGGAUGUACAAAAAAGACUUCAAGAUGAAAUCGAUCAAGUCUUGGAAGAAAACAAUAGAGAAGCACCUUACGAAGCUGUUAAUAGUAUGGAAUAUUUAGAUGCUGUGAUCUGCGAAGCUCUCCGAAUGUAUCCGGUUGUCGUGGCAAUGGACAGAUUAUGCGAAAAAGAUUUCGAGUUACCGCCGGCAUUACCAGGAAUGAAACCUUUUACAAUAAAGAAAGGACAGGGUAUAUGGAUACCUGUUUAUGGACUUCAACAUGAUCCUAAAUAUUUCGAAGAACCGGAAAAGUUUGAUCCCGAGCGAUUUCUUGGUGAAAAAAGGAAAGAUAGUCUCAACUGCGGAGCUUACCUUCCUUUCGGUCUUGGUCCUAGAAUGUGCUUAGGUAACAGAUUUGCGUUGCUAGAGACGAAAGUUCUACUCUUUCAUCUACUAGCCCGUUGUAAUUUGAAAGUCUGCGAAAAAACACCGAUACCACUCAAGAUCGCUAGAGACGGCUUCAAUAUGAAACCUGAAGGUGGUUUCUGGCUGAAUGUGGAACCAAGAGAAAGCAUACAUCACAUUCUUUCAGCUAAAUUAGUCAAUGGAACACGUUAUAUAUAAAAUGGAAAAUAAACUCAUGAUGAACCAGGACACUUUUUCUAUAAAUUUCCGGAAAGAAAACGUUUACUGCAAGUUUAAGAACUAAGAAUUAUCAGGAAUAUUUUGAUUGAAUACUGUCAUUUUAUCUCUUAUAUGUUUUUAAAGAAACAGUAAAAGAAGAAAGCAGAACAAAG
Messenger RNA from Pogonomyrmex barbatus (red harvester ant), 2045 nucleotides. RefSeq names its product cytochrome P450 9e2-like. Gene Ontology annotation, molecular function: heme binding; monooxygenase activity; oxidoreductase activity, acting on paired donors, with incorporation or reduction of molecular oxygen. Lineage: Eukaryota; Metazoa; Arthropoda; Insecta; Hymenoptera; Formicidae. The record is from RefSeq and is a predicted model, not a curated record.